Messenger RNA from Morchella sextelata, 705 nucleotides. RefSeq lists its product as uncharacterized. The record is from RefSeq and is a predicted model, not a curated record. The transcript has a single exon. Lineage: Eukaryota; Fungi; Ascomycota; Pezizomycetes; Pezizales; Morchellaceae. Bases 1 to 705 code for a protein of 234 amino acids.
AUGGAGGAGCGUCUACGACAACAUAUGUCGGUAGCACCCUCCAUGGUGAGUAUUCCCGUGGACCCUAAUGCACCCCAAACGGUUCCUGUUGGCAAUGGCAAGAACCCCGAAAACGCUGGCCCAGUAGGAGGAAAUGCUGGUCCCGUAGGAGGAAAUGGAGGCAGGCAACCGGAGGAUGCCGGCCCGGUGCAGGGGAAUAGUGGCAGGAAACCGGUGGGAGCUGCCCCCGUCGGCGGGAAUGGUGGAAAUCAACCUCCCCAGAAUCCACCAAGAGGAAAUAUUGGGGGAGAUCCAGAACCCUUCGACGACGAUGACGACGAUAACAGCGAAUGGUCGCAUGGUCGGAAGAAUUGGAGAACGAACCGAGGCGAGAACCGGAAUUCGGCGCCGCCCGAAGACGAGGAUAUGGUAGAUUCGCUCGCCAAAAUACCCUUUGAGUUCGAUAAUGCUAGGAAACACAACCUGCGACAUUGGCUCAUGGAGUGCGAAAUCUACUUCGAGCAGAAGCCCAAGAAGUUCCGAACGGACAGGAACAAAGUACUGUUCGCUGGAACGUAUACGUGUGGGUUGGCGAAAGAAUGGUUUAUGGAGUACAUCGAGACCAAGAUGCUAGGUCCAGCAGCCGCAGCCUACGCUACUUGGACUCGAUUCCGUCAGGAGAUCAGAAAACGUUUCCUAAGCACUCAGGAAGCUAUGGAAAUGUGA